Messenger RNA from Gopherus evgoodei (Goodes thornscrub tortoise), 3300 nucleotides. RefSeq names its product SRY-box transcription factor 1 (gene SOX1). Gene Ontology annotation, biological process: anatomical structure morphogenesis; regulation of DNA-templated transcription; cell differentiation. Lineage: Eukaryota; Metazoa; Chordata; Testudines; Testudinidae. Gene Ontology annotation, molecular function: RNA polymerase II cis-regulatory region sequence-specific DNA binding; DNA-binding transcription factor activity, RNA polymerase II-specific. The transcript has a single exon. The coding region runs from base 89 to 1195 and encodes 368 amino acids. The record is from RefSeq and is a predicted model, not a curated record.
UUUUUGUCUUUUCUCGUCCCUUCCUUCUUGGUUCUCUGUGUUUGAUAUUUUUAUGCUUGGUGCCGGUGGAAAAUAAAAAGCUACUUGAAUGUACAGCAUGAUGAUGGAAACGGACUUGCACUCCCCCGGCGGAGCCCAGGGCCCCACUAAUCUAACGGGCCAGACCGGAGCGGGAGGCGGUGGAGGCGGCGGCGGCGGUGGGAACAAAGCGAACCAAGACCGGGUCAAGAGACCCAUGAAUGCCUUCAUGGUGUGGUCCCGGGGCCAGCGCCGGAAGAUGGCCCAAGAGAACCCCAAAAUGCACAACUCGGAGAUCAGCAAGCGCCUGGGGGCCGAGUGGAAAGUCAUGUCCGAGGCCGAGAAAAGACCCUUCAUCGACGAAGCGAAGCGACUUCGGGCGCUGCACAUGAAGGAGCAUCCGGAUUAUAAAUACCGGCCCCGCAGGAAGACCAAGACCCUGCUCAAGAAGGACAAGUACUCGCUGGCCGGGGGGCUGCUCAGCGCCGGCUCGGCAGGGGGCGGCCCCGCCGGGGUCGGGGUGGGCAUGGGGGUCGGGGUGAGCCCUGCCGGCGUGGGCCAGCGGCUGGAGAGCCCCGGCGGCACGGCCAGCGGGGGAUACGCUCACAUGAACGGCUGGGCCAACGGCGCCUACCCGGGCUCUGUGGCCGCGGCGGCGGCGGCGGCCGCGAUGAUGCAGGAGGCGCAGCUUGCCUACGGGCAGCACCCGGGUAGCGGCGGGCACCCGCACCAUCCGCACCCGCACCACCCGCACCCGCACAACCCGCAGCCCAUGCACCGCUACGACAUGAGCGCGCUGCAGUACAGCCCCAUCUCCAACUCGCAGGGCUACAUGAGCGCCUCGCCCUCCGGCUACGGGGCCAUCUCCUACGGCGCCCAGCCCCACCAGAACUCGGCCGCGGCGGCCGCGGCGGCCGCUGCCGCGGCGGCGGCUUCCUCCGGAGCUCUGGGCGCCUUGGGCUCGCUGGUCAAGUCGGAGCCCAGCGUGAGCCCGCCCGUCACCUCGCACUCACGGGCCCCGUGCCCCGGGGACCUGCGGGAGAUGAUCAGUAUGUACUUACCGGCCGGAGAAGGAGGGGACCCGGCUGCGGCUCAGAGCCGGCUUCACUCCCUGCCCCAGCAUUACCAGAGCGCCAGCACGGGGGUCAAUGGCACGGUCCCCUUGACACACAUCUGAGCCGGGAGGGAAGGAGAGGGACAGAAACUUGCAUUGAACCCGGCUGAACUGUACCUCUGUCCGCCUGGCCGCCGCCACCACUCCCCUCCCCAGCGCACACACCGCCGGCUCCCUUUUUGUACAGAAAAUGUUUGGAUGUUCUUGUAAUAACAAAUAAUAAUAAUAAUAAUUAAUAAAAAUAAUGAGGGGGAAAGGUAACGAUUGCUCUAAUUACCUUUUUUUAGGACUAGUUUCUGAAACUAGUUUUUGCGUUUUAGACUGAACUUCUGUGUUUUAUUGAGACUUUUGUACAGUAUUUAUCAUUCAUCCACGAGGCACAGAGCGUUUUAUUUGCUAAAGAGAAAAAAAUCACAAAAAGACAAAAAAAAAUAAGAAUAAUCACACAAAGAUCUAGGCGAUGCCAACUUUUAUAUUGCAGAAGCGUUACCCGCUUCUUCCUGGGAUCGCUUCUUGUGUAGGCUUUUUACUGCCUAAUUAAGACAAAGUUGAUGGGGAAACAGUUCUCAUUUAUUACACAUGUACUAAGACAAAUCCAAAACCACACGUAAAAGUUUUUGUAGAUGUUAUUGCGGGGGGUUUAUUUGUUUGUUUAUUUAUAAAACUUUUUUUUCCCGACUGCAACAUUAUUGUUGGUUUUGUAAAACUUUAUUGUACCUUUUUUUAUUUUAUUUUUGUUUUGUUUGUUUUUGUAUGAUUUCUUGUAAAUGCAUUGUGAAUUAAUUUUUAUUUUAGGCGUUACGAGGGAAUUGUGUAUAUAGUUUACUAAAAAGCCUUUCUGCUAAAGAAAAAUCCUAAGGAUGCGUUCGUUGACUACUGAGUUAAAUAAAUUUCAAAGUGGAAAAAGUCACCUGUUUUUUUUUCAAUAAACCCGAAAGGUACUAAUUUUAUACGCAUGGUAUGCCUUAAAAUAUAACCGGUAAACCUAGAAAUUGAAAAGGAAUUUAAAAAAAUAUGAUCAGAAAAUAACAUAAAACAAAUCCCAUAUUGUGUUUAGAUUUCUCACAAUCUAUAUAAAACUGAAGGGAUGAAAGUAACAAAACUAGUUAGCUUUUUUUAAAAGAUUAUUUUAAUAGCUGUUAAGGUACUGUUAAGAAGGCGACCUAUUAAAAUACUUUCCAUAGUACUCAUGGUUCAUUUUGUUUAUUUUAUUUGUGGAACUGACUGUCCAAACCUGGAGUGACUUCAUAGCUAGGGGCUCUUAUCAGGUCUGGACGAUCUGCCUUCCCUUUCUCUCAGAUUUCAGACUGGGGAUCCCAGCAGCGAUGGGGAAACCUCGUCCCGGAGGGAUGCAAAGGCUCCAGCGUAUGCACAAGUUCCUCUCUAAUCACCACAACAAUUGCAAGAGAAACUGAUUGGGUUUGAGUGUAAUGAAAAACAAUCUCUGUACCAAAAAUAUUAAAAGAAGUCCUGGCUCUCCCAACUCCCCCCCCCCUCCCCAGGGGGCUGCAAACAACGCUGGAUUUCACGCACGCACACACGCGCGCGCGCACACACACACAAAUCCUGUGUAACUGGAAUGCAAGUUCUUAAAAACUGGUGUGAAAAGCUGUCAAGCAAAAAUGAUGUAUUUGUUCCUAACAGGAUCCUGAUGUUGUUUAAUGCUUUGAAAAUUUAUUAUAUUUUUUUCUACGUGUUUAUCGGUACCUUGCUAUGUUCUGGAAUUAAAAGUUUGCUGUAAACUUCAUUUAAUAGUAACGACAGCACUCAGAAUUGCAUUUAAAAAUCAUAUUGUAGCAAAUAAAUUUUGAAAGUAGUCGUAACAUAUUUAAACAAAAAAGAAGAGGAAAUAUUUUAACAUCCAGAGUGGAAACAUCGUUACAGCAGGCUUUAGAGCAUCUUUUUAUUGGUGGUGAAUACGUAAUUUAUCCAUCCAAAAAUGGGGCACUGUUAGUUGGUUAAUAAGGAGCGGGUUCGGUCCGUAUUAGAGAUUGCACUUUAACUAUAAUGCUAACAUGACAAUUGACAUAUGUAACUAUUUGGAGUCAUUUUGAUAAUUUUGUUUAAACCACUCAUUCGUUAAAGUGCGAAAUUUUACUGAAAGAUGUCUAUUGAUUUCUAACAAGGUAAUAAAAAUCCUUUUUGUAACUAUUUGGAUCCUUUAUUAA